Lindgomyces ingoldianus is the source of this 1020-nucleotide messenger RNA. RefSeq lists its product as uncharacterized. The record is from RefSeq and is a predicted model, not a curated record. NCBI's taxonomy places the organism in Eukaryota, Fungi, Ascomycota, Dothideomycetes, Pleosporales, Lindgomycetaceae. The transcript is spliced from 3 exons. The coding region runs from base 1 to 1020 and encodes 339 amino acids.
AUGCACUGGGCUGCUCUUCUUGCAGCUGUUACUGGCAUUCCGUUCGUCGUGGAUGCGGGGGCUAUCCUGAGGUUCUCCUGCUCACAACUCGUUGUCGAGCGUCUCGAUCCCUUGGUUAAUCCUGGCAUAAAUCCGUCCCCGCAUCUUCACCAGGUCGUUGGAGGGAAUGCCUUCAAUGUCAGCAUGAAUCCCGACACCCAUGACAUUCCCAGCACCGCAACAUGCACGACCUGCACACCAGCCGACGACUUUUCCAACUACUGGACGGCUACGCUAUUCUUCCGUGCCAGAAACGGUACCUUCAAACAACUUGCGACCAAGGGUAAUCCACUCGGGUACACUGCAGCCAACGGCGGACAAACUGUCUACUACCUUGGGCCAAACAGUGGCAAGGUCACUGCUUUUAAGCCAGGGUUCCGCAUGACAGUCGGAGACCCAACUUUCAGGACUGCGGCUCAGAUUAAAAAGUAUCCCAUGCUCACGUACACGUGUCUACAAACUGGCUCGACACGAGGCGGUGAGACCACAAACUUUCCGACGAAGCCAUGCAAAGUGGGGAUCAUGGUUAGUAUCCGAUUUCCAACCUGCUGGGAUGGCAAGAACUUGGAUAGCCCCAGCCAUCAGGAUCAUGUUGCAUAUCCGUCUGGCGGAAAGUGCCCAAGUACUCAUCCUGUCACAGUUCCUCAAGUUUUCUAUGAGACAAUUUGGGACACCACGCCGUUCAAUGAUCAAGCUUUAUGGCCCGUAGAUGGCUCUCAGCCAUUUGUUUGGUCAUUUGGCGAUCCAACUGGCUAUGGAGUUCACGGCGAUUACGUCUUCGGUUGGAAAGGUGAUGCUCUGCAAAAGGCCAUGGAUGCAGGCUCCAAAUGUAACAGUGACCUCCUGCAGAACAACAUAAAUUGUCCUGUGGGUACAACGCAGACAAUACAAAAGGGGAACCAGUGCUCUAAGAAGGUAGAUGUUAACGAGAAUUUGGAGGGUUGGCUGGCGGAGCUUCCCGGUGGCAUGAAGGUGCAAUAA